Messenger RNA from Phytophthora infestans T30-4, 306 nucleotides. RefSeq lists its product as uncharacterized. The transcript has a single exon. The record is from RefSeq and is a predicted model, not a curated record. Bases 1 to 306 code for a protein of 101 amino acids. Lineage: Eukaryota; Oomycota; Peronosporomycetes; Peronosporales; Peronosporaceae.
AUGAAGAAGCUGAGCUACCUCAUGACGCUACGUCGGCGCAGCGACGCGUCCGGUAUCAUCCAAUCAAGCGACUGUGGCGUCUGCCACAAGUCUUUAAGCAAACUCAGCAGUCUGCUGCAGUCCCCGUCUGGAUGUCCGGUUUGUCGUCGGGUAACGUGCAGCAAAUGCAGCGUACAGAAGAAGCUUACGAUCGAGGCGUCAACAGAGAUCACGCAGAAAACUUUUACGUUCUGCCUGUCUUGUGUCAUCGAGGCCAAGGAGCUGUCGGCUUGGGAGGUAGCAACGGCCUGCCUGCGUAGUUCAUAG